UUUGUAGAUUUUCCCUUUCAGUUUUUCCUUAGAAAAAUAGAAAAAGAAAAUUUUGAGAGAAAAAUAGAUAAUAAUUUUGGAAAAGAGCAAGCAACUUCAGUUAUACAAAACAACAAAUAUCAGCGGCCCGAAUCGAUUUGCUGCAGACAGAGACUUUAACGCAAACACAAAUCCCCAAUUUCAGCGAAAACCAGAGAAAUAAAAGAAGAAUUUUAUUUAAGAAAAAAAAAACAUAAAUUCCUCAAUUGAUUUCUAUAUAUAAUAAUAAUAAUAAUAAUUAUUAUUAUUAGAAGAAGAGGAAGAAGAAGAAGAAGAAGGAGAGGAAGAAAGAACCCACUCAUCUCUGGGCCCUACAAAUGGAGACUGCAGGGCAACCCAGUGGUGGAGGAGGAGGAGGAGGAGAAGAUCUAUCAUCUCUUUCAUCAACCCCAGCCACCGUAAUUUCACGGUGGACUUUCACCGUCUCCCAGCGUUAUCAGCAUCUGCUUGAUAAGACAGUACCUCACGUCCUCCGCCGUUGGAUCGCUUGUCUUGUGGUUGCAUUAAUCUACGCUCUACGCGUGUACUUCGUCCAGGGUUUUUAUAUAAUCACCUAUGGUCUAGGUAUCUAUAUGCUUAAUCUUUUGAUAGGGUUUCUCUCCCCUCAGAUUGAUCCUGAGGUCCUUGAUGGUCCCACUCUUCCUACUCGUGGAUCCGAUGAGUUUCGCCCCUUCGUUCGCCGUCUCCCUGAAUUUAAGUUCUGGUACUCGAUUACCAAGGCUUUCUGCGUUGCUUUUCUCAUGACAUUCUUUGAUGCCUUCAAUGUACCUGUUUUCUGGCCAAUACUCCUCUUCUACUGGGUCUUACUAUUUGUUCUCACUAUGAGGAGACAGAUAAUGCACAUGAUCAAGUACAAAUACGUUCCAUUCUCCAUUGGUAAACAGCGGUAUGGCAAGAAGGCAACUUCGACUGACAGCAUAAGCCUUUCUAAGGAUUGAAUUCCUCAGGUAAAAUGCUUGAAACCUUUGGUUGUUGUAGAACUUUGACAGCUAAUUUUAGUGCAACUCAGAGUGGUCAUUCUUGUUCAUCAGAUUCCCCACAUUUUUACUUGGCAAGCUCGCCUAUAUCCUAGAUGAAAUGCAACUUUGACAAUGCAAAGUGGUCCAUAAUGUUAUUUUUGAAGAAGAUUUUGUAUAUAUGGCAGCUUUUUAUGUUUAUGAGUAGUAGCUUAUAGAGGGGAGUUGCUUUAAGCAAUACUAAAGGAUUAUGUUAAAUUCAGUUAGAAAUUGCUCUUUCUUGGUUGAAAAUGCUAAUAUCUCAUUUGGGGUGAAACAGUUGUGCAAUAAUUUCUUCAUA
Ricinus communis (castor bean) is the source of this 1335-nucleotide messenger RNA. RefSeq names its product protein RER1A. Lineage: Eukaryota; Viridiplantae; Streptophyta; Magnoliopsida; Malpighiales; Euphorbiaceae. Bases 357 to 977 code for a protein of 206 amino acids. Gene Ontology annotation, cellular component: Golgi membrane. The record is from RefSeq and is a predicted model, not a curated record. The transcript is spliced from 4 exons. Gene Ontology annotation, biological process: protein retention in ER lumen; retrograde vesicle-mediated transport, Golgi to endoplasmic reticulum.